AUGGUGGGUGUGGCGCGGAAUGUGCGGGAGAAGCGCGAUGGCGUUGCUGAGAAGCGCGAUGGCGUUGCUGAGAAGCACGAUGGCGUUGCGCAUUUCGAUGAUGCUACGGCGGUGGGAGAUGCCGAUGGAGCGGUGGGGGAUGUUGAUGGAGCGGUGGAAAUGCAGGAGAACGAAGAGCUAGCGGAUCGAAAGCGAGGAGCAACGUUCGGAGGUAGCGCAUGGGAAGACGUCAGCCAGGAUGCAGCGGCUGCGCGAGUCGAGGGGUCGCAGGGUGACACGGGCGUUGUACGCACCGCUGACGGCGAAGGCGGCGUGCAGAAAGACGGCGCUGCUGUGCUGACGGAUGCCGGUGGGCGGGCGCCAGGGUCGCGCAAGAAACGGAGGAAAUUGGGUUACCGACCGUUCCUUGCUGUGAAGGGUGAUGCGGGGAACGACGGCGAGGUGAAGCAGGAUGAACAGGCUAUGGAAGUGCAGGGAGAGGGGGAGAGAGGUAAGGGGACGGUUGAGGGGGGAGGAGAACAAGGGCUGGGAAAUGCGGAUGUUGGAGUAGUGGAUGUAGGUGCGGCAGGCGAGAGUCGAGGGCAUGGACAAUGCACGGAGCAGGAGGAGGGACGUGAAGGGACGGAUGCAGAUACUAAUGUGCAGGAUUUGUGGGCCGCCAUGGGUGUUCGCUCGGCAAGCGAGGGCUUGCCUGAGACUGCAGAGGAAGUGCCGCUCAGUGACAGAAGUGCAGGCGAAGCUGUCGGGGGAUUGGCUCGUGAAGUGCAGGACAGUGACGGGUCAGGGUCGUGGGGGCGACGUGAAACCAGGAGGCGGGCAACGCGCAAGGCAAAGGCGCGCAGGGAGCGGCAGGGGAUGGAGGGCGCGGGGCUGAGCGGGCAGAUCAGGAGGAGCCCGAGGCUGAGGCUGGGUAAUGCCGUGCUGCCACCGCUGCCUGCGAUUCCAGAGGAGGGAAGCGGUGAGAGGGAUGAGUCCCCAGGGAGCGAACGCACACAAGGCAACGCCGGCGGGGCAGCAGAGAGAGAAGAGGGUCGGACCGAUACUGCAGCAGCUGAGACAAUUGUCCUAUCGCCUGAUCUGGGGGGUGGCUACGGCAGGUACAACGGUGAGCAUGAAGAGGAGGUAGGGGAUGCGGGAGAAGGAGAGGGGCAGGGGGAUGCUGGUGAAGGAGAGGGGCAGGGGGAUGCUGGUGAAGGAGAGGGGCAGGGGGAUGCUGGUGAAGGAGAGGGGCAGGGGGAUGCUGGUGAAGGAGAGGGGCAGGGGGAUGCGGUGGUGGGCGACACAGGGCUUGAAGCGGACAGCAUUGCUGAAGCUCUCGCUGGACGCGUGGUAGGUGAAGGUGGGGCAGGGGACUCACGCGAUGGUGCGGGAUCUCGAGUCGUUGGAGGGAGGAAGGGCAGGAAGAAGGGGAAGAAGGGCAAGAAGAAGGUUAAGGGGAAAAAGCCCUCUCCUGCUGUGGCUGCUGCUGUCGCCGAUGCCAGUGCUGGCGGUAUUGCUGGCGGUAGAGAUGAAACAGCUGGCGUGGGCGCAGAGGGGAAUUUUGUAGAGCUUGUGGUGGAGGAUGAUGACGACGUGCAGGAGGUGCAGGUGAACAGGGAGCUGGAGGAGAGGAACGACCAGCUGGAAGUAGGUCCCAUGCUCCCUCGCACCACUGCACCUCCAUGCAUGCUGCAUGCCACUACUCUUAGCUCUCACCCUUGUUUCUCCAUGCGUGAUCCAUGUUCCUGCAACGCUCCUUGUUUGCUCCCAUCGGCUGCCAUCACUGCCACUGCUGCAGUCGUUGGGUGUGCUAUCAGCGUGCAGUUGGAGGAGGUGGACUGCGUGAUCGAGGAAGUCAACGCGCGCUCACUGCGCCACGCCCAAGAUGGAGAGUUACCAGGGGGCGAUGGAGAGAGUGAUGAUGAGGAGGCGGAUGGGGAGGAGGAGGAUGAGGAGGAGGACGGGGAGGAGGAGGAGGAGGAUGGAGAGGGGGAGAAGGAGGGGGUCAAGAAGGAAGGGGGUGAGGAGGAGAUGAGUGAAGAGGGAAGUAAGGAGCGGGGUAGGAGCAGCAGGAAAGAGGGAGCAGGUGAGGAUCAACAAACGCGGGAUUCAGAGGAGAAUAAGGCGAGCGAGGAGGCAAAUGAGGCAGGCGCGGAGCGAGAGGCAGACGAGGAGGAAGCAGAAGGCGGAGGAGGCAUGGCGAGUGCGUGGAGGUGCUUGUGUAAGACGUUCCCUGGGCUUGCUGCAGCGCUGGACUGGCUGCAUGAUGAUGCUGGCAGUGAGCUGAGCCUGGUGAAGCAGUGGGAUGAGUAUCUCGACAUAGGCAGCUGGGUGCUCUCCCACAAGCCCUCAGGGUUUGAGAUGGUGUUUGGGCCGGCCCCUGAUGCAGUCAACGAAGUGGGCCUGCCUCCCGCCUCUCCCUCCCCCAUGGACCACCAGCACCCGCCCCCUCCUGCCGCUGCUGCUGCUGGCAGUGGUGGUGGCGAUGGUGAUGGUGAGGGAGCGGAGGAGCGGAAGGGGUUUGUGAUGCGGGUGAUGACCCUGGGGCGGCUGGAGGAGAGCAGGGCACCCAAGUGGAUGAGGGAUGCGGUGGCGGAGGAUGAGGAUGAGUACUGCAUGUGCUGUGAGAGCAAGCUCAUCCAUGACCUCAGGGCCCUGCGCAAGAUCCUCCUGCACUGA
Closterium sp. Yama58-4 is the source of this 2658-nucleotide messenger RNA. The record is from the annotation of a GenBank genome assembly. NCBI's taxonomy places the organism in Eukaryota, Viridiplantae, Streptophyta, Zygnematophyceae, Desmidiales, Closteriaceae.